AUGGUUAGGACAUUAGAUCCUGAGGAGGAGUUAAGGGGUAUUGAGGAUACAACUGCUAAACAUAUAUUUGAUAGGAUAGGGAAAAUAGUGCACGAAAAAGCAAAAAAAAAUGCAGAACAAUAUAGAAGUCAAUUGAAAGGAAGUUUAUUAAAAGCAACAUUUGAGAAAGCUCCAGCGGGCCAACAAACACCAGGAAAUACAUGUGAACUUAAAUAUCAAUGGCAUACUAAUGUUACCAAGGGUGGAAAUAAAGAGUAUCCUUGUAGAAAUGGAACAGAAAAGCGUUUUUCUGAAGUAAGUGGUGGUGAAUGUGAUGAUAGUAAAAUAAAAGGUAGUAAUGGUGGAGCCUGCGCUCCGUUUCGACGAUUAAAUUUAUGCGUUAGAAAUUUGGAAAAUAUCAAUAAUUAUGGUAAAAUUAAUAAUGACACAUUAUUAGCCGAUGUGUGUCUUGCAGCCCUACAUGAAGGGGACUCAAUAAGAGGUGAUCAUGAUAAAUAUAAAGAAACUAAUGAUAGUUCUCAAUUAUGUACUAUGUUGGCACGAAGUUUUGCAGAUAUAGGAGACAUUAUACGAGGAAAAGAUCUGUAUCGUGGUAAUAAUGGAAAGGAUAAAUUAGAAGAGAAUUUGAAAACAAUUUUCGGGAAAAUACAUGAAGGAUUGAAGAAUGGGAAGACGAAUGGCAUAGAAGAACGCUACGGAAAUGAUCCAGAUUUUUUUCAAUUAAGAGAAGAUUGGUGGACUGCUAAUCGAGAAACAGUAUGGAAAGCUAUAAGGUGUAGUGCGCCAAGGGAUGCUGAUUAUUUUAUAAAAACAGUGUGUUCUGGAGGAAAAACUCCGACUCAAGGUAAAUGCCGAUGUAUCGAUUUUAGUGUUCCCACAUAUUUUGACUACGUGCCGCAGUAUCUUCGGUGGUUCGAGGAAUGGGCCGAAGACUUUUGUAGAUUAAGGAAACAUAAAUUACAAAAUGCUAAAAACAAAUGUCGUGAAAAACAUAAAGAUGGUAAGAAACUAUAUUGUGAUCUUAAUGGAUUUGAUUGUACGCAAACAGCUAGAGGAAAAAACAAGUACAAGUAUGAACACGAUUGUAUUGAAUGUUACUCUUCAUGUGAUCAUUUUGUGCACUGGAUAGAUAACCAAAAAAAAGAAUUCGAAAAACAAAAAAACAAAUAUGAUAAAGAAAUAAAAAAAGCAUAUGGAAAAAACGGAACAACAACAAAAGAAACGUCAAAUGGUCCUAUUAAUAAUUUGUAUGUAGGUGAUUUUUAUAGUAAACUGCAACAAACCUAUGGAAGUGUCGACAAAUUUUUAAAAAAAUUAAAUGAUGAAGCAAUAUGCAAAAAACACCCUGAAGUGGAAGAAAAAACUGAUGUUAAUUUUAAUGAAAAUCUUGAUGACAUAUUUUCUCAUACAAAAUAUUGUCAAGCAUGUCCUUUGUGUGGAUUGGAAAAUGAUAGUCCACCAUGGAAACCGAAGCCUGAAAAGGAAUGUAGAGAUCAACAAAUCAGAAACUUUGAUGAUAAUGAAAGUAAUGAAAUUAAGUUACUUGUGAAGGAUAAAGGAGGACAAACUAUGGUGGAGAAACUAGGAGGUUUGUGUGGUAAUGGUGCUAAGAAAAAUAAUAUUCAAGAGAAAACAUGGAAAUGUUAUUAUGAUAAAAAUAAGGAGAACAGUAUUGGUGGUGGUGAUAAGGAUUAUUGUGUACUAAAAAAUGACAAAAAAAAUAGAACACAACUGGAAAUUGUGUCAUUUAACUCACUUUUUUGGCGUUGGGUUACUGAAAUGUUAAAAGAUUCGAUAGAUUGGAGGAAAGAAUAUAAAAAUUGCAUAAACAAUGGUGAUAAAUCCACAUGUAAAAAUGUAUGUAAAAAGCCUUGUGAUUGUUUUCAAAAAUGGGGUGUACGAAAAACGAAAGAAUGGCAACAAGUGAAAGCCCACUAUGAGAAAGAAGAUUUUGGUAAAGGUCUUACUCCUUAUAAAACUCUUGAAUGGGUUUUGGAUUUAUCAUAUUUCCCAAUUAUUAAAGAAGCUCAUCCAAAAGAAAAGCCCGUACAAAAAAUGGAAGAAAUAAUUAAAAAAAAUCAAGAAAAUAUAUCAAGGGUUACAAAACAAAAUAAUUCGAUAACCAAGUUCUUACAGCAGGAAUUGCAAGAAGCCAAUAACUGCCUACAAAAACGCAAACAAGACUGCAAACCACCACAGCAAUCCGCCGAAGAAGGCGUUGCAAAAACUGGACAGCCACGUGCUGAGGACGAGGAAGACAGCCCACGACCUGAUGCUGGUGCCGGCGAAGUCGACGACGAAGACGAUGACGCCGACAACGACGACGAAAUCACCCCUCGCGAUCUCAAUAUCGAAGUCGACGACCUCGAUUCGAAAGACCCGGAAGACCAGGUGGAAGAGGAAAAGGCAAAGGACAACACGGAUGAGACAGUGGAAACGGCAAAGGAGACCAAAGAAGACACGGACAGGAAGGGGGAGGAGAAGCAACCAAAAGAGGAAGUGGACAACGUGAAGCCAUGUGAAAUAGUAAAAACACUAUUUACUAAUGGCGACAACACUGCUCUCAAUGAAGCAUGUAAACAAAAGUACCAAUAUGGUAAGGAAAAAUUCCCCAAUUGGAAAUGUGUACCAACCACACGUGGUAGUGGUGAACCCACUGGUAGUAGUGGUAGUAUUUGUGUGCCACCCAGGAGGCGACGAUUAUAUGUCACACCACUAACGAGAUUGGCAGGUGGUGGUAACACGGCGGCGUCACAAGGUAGUGGUGAGGCAGCACAACCAGUUACUGUGACACAACCACAGGCGAGUGGUGGUAACACACAGGUGGCAGUGUCACCAGGUGGCGCCGCGUCGUCGACCUCGACGACAGAGUCGUCUCAGCUCCUCCGCCAGGCGUUUAUUGAGUCUGCAGCAGUUGAAACUUUCUUUUUAUGGCACAAGUAUAAAGUGGAUAAAGAAAAAGAGGAUAAAGAAAAAAACGGACGAAAUAUGGUAGUAUAUACAUCACCCGUCCCAAAUGAUCUGUAUGAAAAAUUAAAAAAAGGUGAAAUACCUGAUGAUUUCUUGCGUCAGAUGUUUUAUACAUUAGCAGACUACAAAGAUAUAUUAUUUAGUGGUGAUAAAGACAAUAAGAAUGGUUACAACGACAUACUUAGUGGUGAUAAAGAAUUGCAUGAAAGAGAAAAGGAAAUAAAAGGUGCUAUAGAAAAGCAUUUUUCAAAUAGUGUCAAAACCCCUUCAACUAGUGGCAAUGACGCUAAAACCUGGUGGAAAGAAAACGCACCACAUAUUUGGGAAGGGAUGAUAUGUGCCUUAACCUAUAAAGAGACAAGUGGUAGUGGUGGCGAAAAACAAAUAGAAAAGGAUAGUGAUGUGUACAACAAAUUUUUUGGCAGCACAGCCGCAACCCAAAAAGGCACAUACGAAAGCAAAUACAAAUACACCGAUGUAAAACUCGAGGAAAAUAGUGGUACUGGCGGCCCCAGAGGCCCCAACGAAUCCCCCAACUCCAAACCCCCCUCAUCCACUAGUGAAAACAAACCCACCACCCUUGACUCCUUCAUCAAACGCCCCCCUUAUUUCCGUUACCUUGAAGAAUGGGGUGAAACAUUUUGUAGAGAGAGGGCAAAACGACUGGCACAAAUUAAAGUGGAUUGUCGUGGUGAUGAAAAUACCAAUAGAUCUAAUGAUGGGGACGGUUUUGACUGUGAAAAAAAAGUUACAAAUAAGGAUGUAUUUUUGGAGGAUUUCAAUGGUUCUAGUUGUGCCACGUGUUGUAGUUCUUAUAGAAAAUGGAUAGAAAGAAAAAAAAUCGAAUUUGAGGAACAAGAAAAUGCAUAUGAAGAACAACAAAAAAAAAACUGCGUAAAUGGAAAUAAUAAGGGUGGUGUUAAUGGAGUUUGUGGAAAACUAGAAGAGAACGCUGCAGGAUUUUUACAAAAGUUAGGAUCAUGUAAAAAAGAUAGUGGAGAGGAUAAUGGAAAUGGGAAUGAAGAGGAUAAAUUAAAUUUUAGACAACCAAAUGUAACAUUUAGACCUGCAGAAAAUUGUAAACCAUGUUCUUUAAUAGAAAUUAAAUGUAAAAAUGGAGUUUGUAAUGGCGAUCCUACAAAAGGGGAAUGCAAUGGAGAAACGGUUACUGCAGAAGAAAUUGAAAAAAUGAACGAUCUUAAUGGAAAUAUUGAUAUGCUUGUCAGUGAUAACGGUAAAAAUGAGAUUCCAGAAGAUUUAAAAAGUUCGUGUAAAGAUGCAAAUAUUUUUAAAGGUAUUAGAGAAGAUGUAUGGAAAUGUGGUAAAUUUCGUGAUGUAGAUGUAUGUGUUUUGAAAAAUUUUAAUAAGCAUAUACAUGAUAAAAAAAAUGUAUUAAUUAGAACGUUGUUUAAACGGUGGUUAGAAUAUUUUUUUGAGGAUUAUAAUAGAAUUCAAAAAAAAUUAAAGCCAUGUAUAGAAAAUGGAAAAGGAAAAGAACAGAAAUGUUUUAAAGGAUGUAAAGAAAAUUGUGAUUGUGUGAAAAAAUGGGUAGAAGAGAAAGAGAAAGAAUGGCCAAAAAUAAGAAAGCGUUACCUUGAGCAAUAUAAAAAUGCAGGUGGAUCAGAUGAUUACAAAGUGAAAAGUUUUUUGGAGGACCCACAGUUUUAUAAUGAAGUUAACAAAGCUGUAAAACCUUGUGAUGAUUUAAAUGCGUUCGAGAGGUCAAUUCAUUGUAAUGGCCCUAAUAGCUCACAAAAAAAAGAUGUUGAAAGAAGAGAUGUGGUUGUAUGUUUGCUGGAUAAACUUGAAAAAGAAGCAAAAAAGUGUGAACAGAAACACCAAAAUAGUGGCAACCCACAACAACCGUGUGAAGGAUCCACCCCCCCUGAUGAUGAGGAAGAGGAACUCCUUGAAGAAGAUGAACAAAACACAGUGGGAAAAGAAAAAGUGGGAAAUAAAGCGCCAGCAAUUUGUGGAGAUGUUGAAGAACAAAAAGAGAAAGAAGAAGGCGAUUGUGAUAAAGCAGUUACUCCUGAUAGUGAUACAGGAGGUAAUGGUGAAAAGGAAGAUAGUCGAUCCGAGGAAGAAGAAGAAGUUAGUGGUAGUGGAGACCAAGGUAGUCCCCCAGCUCCACCUCCACCUGAAUCCCCACAGGAAAAAGCCCCUGCACCAGCACCAGAGGAACUUCCACCUGGACCAGAACGCCCACCCAAACCUGCGGCGCCUACAUCAACACCAGAAGUCCCGGCACAACCACUCCCAAGUGAUAAUACCAGCGAUAUAUUAAAAACUACUAUCCCGUUUGGUAUUGCAUUGGCCUUGACUUCGAUUGCGCUUUUAUUUUUGAAGAAAAAAACCAAAUCUACUAUUGAUCUUUUGCGUGUCAUUAAUAUCCCCAAAAGUGAUUAUGGUAUGCCGACAAAACUUUCACCCAAUAGAUAUAUACCUUAUACUAGUGGUAAAUACAGAGGCAAACGGUACAUUUACCUUGAAGGAGAUAGUGGAACAGAUAGUGGUUACACCGAUCAUUAUAGUGAUAUUACUUCAUCUUCCGAAAGUGAGUAUGAAGAGAUGGAUAUAAAUGAUAUAUAUGUUCCUGGUAGUCCUAAAUAUAAAACGUUGAUAGAAGUGGUACUAGAACCUAGUGGUAACAACACAACAGCUAGUGGUAAAAACACACCUAGUGAUACACAAAAUGAUAUACAAAAUGAUGGUAUACCUAGCGAUACACCAAAUACACCUAGUGAUAUACCAAAAACACCUAGUGAUACACCACCACCCAUUACUGAUGAUGAAUGGAAUACAUUGAAAGAUGAAUUUAUAUCACAAUAUCUACAAAGUGAACAACCAAAUGAUGUACCAAAUGAUUAUAAAAGUGGAAAUAGUUCAACAAAUACCAAUAUUACUACCACGUCACGUCAUAAUGUGGAAGAAAAACCUUUUAUUAUGUCUAUUCAUGAUAGGGAUUUAUAUACUGGAGAAGAAUACAAUUACGAUAUGAGUAAUAAUAGUGGUAUAUAUCCAAGUAGUAGUAACCGUGAUUCAUUAAGUGGUACAAAAGUUCCAUAUAGUGGUAUAGAUUUAAUUAAUGAUUCAUUAAAUAGUGGUAAUCAACCUAUUGAUAUAUAUGAUGAAAUAUUGAAAAGAAAAGAAAAUGAAUUAUUUGGUACAAAUCAUGUGAAACAAACAAGUAUACAUAGUGUUGCCAAACUAACAAAUAGUGACCCCAUCCACAACCAACUGGAACUAUUCCAUAAAUGGUUAGAUAGACAUAGAGAUAUGUGCGAGAAGUUGAAAAAUGAUAAUGAGCGGUUAGCCAAAUUAAAAGAAGAGUGGGAAAAUGAGACACAUAGUGGUAACAUUCACACUAGUGAUAGUAACAAAACGUUAAAUACUGAUGUUUCUAUACAGAUAGAUAUGGAUGAUGGAAAACCAAAGAAGGAAUUUACUAAUAUGGAUACUAUCUUGGAAGAUCUGGAUAAAUAUAAUGAACCUUAUUAUGAUGUGCAAGAUGAUAUUUAUUAUGAUGUAAAUGAUCAUGAUGUAUCAACUGUGGAUAGUAAUGCUAUGGAUAUACCUAGCAAAGUACAAAUUGAAAUGGAUGUAAAUACCAAAUUGGUGAAAGAGAAAUAUCCUAUAGCAGAUGUAUGGGAUAUAUAA
Molecule: messenger RNA, 6630 nt
Organism: Plasmodium falciparum 3D7
Lineage: Eukaryota; Apicomplexa; Aconoidasida; Haemosporida; Plasmodiidae
Product: erythrocyte membrane protein 1, PfEMP1
Exons: 2
Coding region: 1-6630 (2209 amino acids)
Biological process (GO): adhesion of symbiont to host cell
Cellular component (GO): membrane
Molecular function (GO): host cell surface receptor binding
Source: RefSeq, a predicted model, not a curated record